UUAUACGCGCUUUCGUGUGGAUAUUUUAUUUUACGUGCGAAUCGAAUGUGUGUAUUUUAUUUAUUUAAAAUAUUAAUUUUGUGUGCGAAUCGGGCGUUUAAACGAAUCGAUUGUUACGAUUUGAAUUGGUGGAUUAUCGCGAAGCUGACCGAGACAAGUGGGGACGACCAUCCUAUGCAAUAAGUCGCGGUUUUUGGAUGCGAAAAUUUCUGGAAUAUCAUUUUGAACAUGGCCACGUGCAAGUGAAACGAGUGAGACGACGCGAGCGCAGACGGCGGAACGUAGACCAAGCAAAUGUCAUUCACAAAAUGCCCGAACUUGGCCAUAUAGGCGACGUUCCUUAUGAAAGUUCCGUGGGGUGGUCAAAAAGCCAUUAUCCAUCAACAACUAGCCCUUGGCUUUCGAACAUCAGACAUUCCCGAUAUAGUGAUGAUGGCAUUAUGGACCAGGACAUGAUCGACGGAGAUGGAGCUAUUAAUCUCUCCACGUCCCAACGGCCUUCCGCUGCAACUACACCCAACGACGGUUUACUUCCAGAUGAUGUCGAACAGCAGGCCGCAUCCCUAGAAAAAGUGCUAAAGGAACAGCAGCAACACCAACAGCUAGAACUAGAGCGAAGUAGUUGGGACCAAGAUCGAAACGAUAGGGAUCUCAAGGGCAAUGGCAGCGUCAGCCCUCAGAGUUCCGAAUCGCGAGUGCAUGAAGACUCUCCUCUACCGCCCCCCGACGCGCAGAAAAACUUGAGCGCGACUAUUCCUCCCAUAUCACAGAAUGAUUCAAAAUUAUCCAACGAUUUCCCCCCCUAUAACCCGCCCCAGACACAAAUGAUGCCGUCGCCGGCAUCGAAUCUUCACCACAUGCAGCAACUACUUCAGCAGCACGUGCUGAGCCCCUCACAAUUACAAACCCUGAUGAAGCAACAUUCGAUCCUUCAGCAGCAGCAACAUCAGCACCAUCAGUUAGCGGAAUUGGGCAAGAAACAAAUCGAGCAAACUAUGCAACAACUUCAAGAACAACUCCAACUGAAUCUCAUACAGCAGACACAUAUCUUACAAAGUUCCGAUAAGAAGAAAGCUUCCGGUUCGUUGCAGCAACUCGUGCUGCAACAGCAGCAACUUAUUCAACAGAUUCAGCUCAUUCAAAGACAAUACGUAGUGCAUCAAGGUAUGGGUAUGCAGCCAUUGAUGAUUGCACAAGGGCAAGGACUAAAUUCGAGAGAAGUGCUGAGUCCAUGGAAAGAACUAAACGAUCAACAUGGUAUCAACAACAAACCACCUUCGGAAAUUAAUGAAGGUUCUCCGGGUCUACUGACAAUGCCGCUUUGUCGUAGCGGUAGGGAUGAUCCGUUGCCAGAAGAGAAACCGCUCAGAACAACGACCCCAGACAGGGUGCAUCACCACCUCUACGGUCAUGGUGUGUGCAAAUGGCCCGGUUGUGAAGCCAUAUGCGAAGACAUCCAAGCAUUUAUCAAGCAUUUAAACACAGAACACAUCCUAGAUGAUAGAUCAACCGCUCAAGCGCGUGUCCAAAUGCAAGUAGUGUCGCAAUUAGAACUCCAGUUACAAAAAGAAAGAGAUAGAUUGCAAGCCAUGAUGCACCAUCUCCAUUUAUCAAAACAAAUGGGGUCCCCAGACCCCCAUAAAGACCCAACCGGUGCAUCGGCUGGUAAAAUAAUCCCCGUUAGUUCCUCCGUUCCUCAGCCCCCCGUUUCGAUGGGUCCCAUGGUUUCCGCCAGAUCACCGGUCCUUCAUUCUCCAGCAACCAAUGCGGCUGGACCAAUCAGGAGGCGUCUUAGCGACAAAUCGGCACUGUCAUUAGCUGGAGGCUUACCGUAUAUGCUAGAAAGAGCUGGACUUGAUGUUCAACAAGAAAUCCAAAGAAAUAGAGAAUUUUAUAAAAACGCGGACGUCAGGCCACCAUUCACCUACGCGUCGUUAAUACGUCAGUCCAUCAUUGAAUCGCCAGACAAGCAACUUACGCUAAACGAAAUAUACAAUUGGUUCCAAAAUACGUUCUGUUAUUUCAGGAGGAACGCAGCCACUUGGAAGAAUGCGAUUCGCACCAAUCUGUCACUCCACAAGUGUUUUGUGCGCUACGAAGACGACUUCGGGUCAUUCUGGAUGGUGGAUGAUGCCGAAUUCGUGAAGCGUCGCCACCUGUCCCGUGGCAGGCCACGGAAAUAUGACCCAACCCCAUCACCCACUCCACCCCACUGCGCACAGGGUGCUUCAUCCAAAAGCCCUACAAUGAAUCACAGUCCCACCCUGUAUGGAGACCACUUGUCAGCCAAUCAGUUUAUACAGGCCUCCCUUAUGGACGAAAAUAACUUGUCGUUUUUGACUAAUCCGUCUAUGAUGCCUGGACGGCCAAGAGAUCGAUCUGAAUCACCUCCCCACGAUCCUCAUAUCAGGUCUCCGAUGAACGGAGGACUACACAUAAAGCAAGAACUGGUAAAUCAAGAGCACCACUUAGUUAGAGAGCCAGAUCAAAUGCAUCACAUGAUUAAGAGGGAAAUGCAUUCGGAAUACGAAGACAUGGAGCAAGAGCAGCAUUCAGAAAACAUGGCGGAAGAUCUAACCAUAUCUUCCGAUCACACCGAGACGAACAUUUUAGACGCAUAGUGAUUAUGUGAGUAAAUUAGUGAGUGUGAUAAAGACGACUUAAACAAGAUCUCGAAUUCAUAAAAACUACCAUGCGCAAACGCCGGAUCGAUUAGAAUAAGUAGUUGAUUUUUCCGAUUGUCGACUGUGUCGCCACUACCAUCAAGAAGCGAGACGACGAUACUUAAUUUUUGUACAUUUAUGUGUAAAUACAAGACAGUACUGUUAUUUGUUUAGGAACGAAGUCAAAUAUUGAUUAGUCAGUAUGAUUUCUUUAUAUACAGGGUUAUUUGUUAUAAUAUUAUGGUGGACUCUAUUUUUGGCCAAGCCAGGGACAUUUUAAUGAAAUACUGUUAUCGCACCGUAAGAUGUUUCUUUUAGCAUAUCAGUUUUUGCUAUGUGCGCGCUAUGAGAUAGGAUGACGGCCGAGAAAGUGCGAAACGUCUAUGCCAAAUAAUAACUGUUCGUGUUUAAAAAAAAAAUCGUUGCGCUCAUAUAGUGAUGUAAAAUAAGCAAUACUGUAAAUUAUUAUCGUUAAGCAUCCGUGCUAAUAUAUUUAUCUCUACGAGGGAAAAAAAAUUAUUCCAUAUCAUUAUCUAAAAUAAAAGCAUAUAUCAGUGUAAAAAAUGUAGUUAAAAAACAUUUUCGUAAUUAAAAAAAACUUUCACUUAGGACAUUUCGAAGUAUAGACUAAAAGUUCAAUUUAAUCAGCAAUCGCAGUAUUUGUAUCCUUUCUUUCUCAAUAUACAGGGGUGUAAAUUUAACACGAUCUCCUUGAUAUUUAAUACAGUUCUAUCAAAAAAUUUAAACAUACCUAUAGUUUUUAGAUCAGGUACACUCACUGGGUGUUUAAUAUAAAACAAAGUAAAAAUAAAUAACCUAAAAUCCAAAAUAAUGGUAUCCAAGCACUUACAGUUGUUCUAACUUAAUAACACGCUGUACAUCUUAUCCAAAUCUCUUUUUUGUCCAGCGAAUUCUUCAUAUUUUUCGAACAAAUAUUAUUUGUUACGCGAUAAAAUUACACCCUGUAUAUUAAUCGAGAUGUAAAAUUGCCAAAUAAAUGUACGGACGGGGAGUGUUGAAAAAGUAUAAAACGAUUCAGUUUGAGUUUCCGGGUUAUUGAUUUGCGUCACAAUUUAUGUUAAGUACAAAUAGCGUUAAGAUGUACUUUUUACACUCGUCGUGUAUAUAUGUGAUAGACUCUUUAGUUCUUUGCUUAUAGAAAAAACACUUUUAAAAAGUAUUUUAUAGAUUUUUAAAAUUUAUGAAUAUGUUUUGCCGAAACGGGUUGAAAAUUUCAAAAAUUCUGCGUAGGACCAUUAACUAGCAUAGGUUGCAAAAAGAUUGCCUACAUAUCAUUGUAGAAAAGAAACUACUGAAACGCCGAUUGAUAAUACGUUUAUUUUAGGGGUGUGUUUUUCAACCCGUUUUUAAUCUCGAUAUAUUCCCCUUAGUACGAGAUAUUUUGAAAAAGGUGUGAGAAUAGAUGGAUUUUUUUUUUACUAUUUAAGUUAUUUAUUGUUAAAACGAUGUGAGAUAUACGUACUGUAUGUAUAUUUAUAUGCUUAAUUAACGAUUUGAGAUAACAUUUUUUAAUCGGAAGUUUCUACCAAAUUCCUUUGAACGCAGUUGGUCUCAGUCGGUGAAAAGAAAGUUUGAACAGUAUAUACUGAUUGGUUCCCUUUUAAUGUUAUAUUUUUUAGUUAUACCUGGGGACAUUUUUCUUAUAUGAUUAGCAAUUUUAACAUUGUUGUACCGCUCCUUCUCAGAUUUUUCUAUAAACAAAAAGGGAUACUACUUCAGAAUAAGCUUUUAUAUUUAGAAUUGAUCACGCAUACAAAUUUUUCUUGCCAAACUCCUUCAAAGUUAUAUGUUUCGAUAACACCUCAACUCGUGAUCAGCUCUGAAGCAGUUAUUAUUGUUUUAUCCGUCCUUGUAUUCCUUUUGUUGAAACGCAUUUCUCUCAGCGAAAUUAUGUUCAUCAGUUAACUUUUGAUAUAUUUGUUUGUAAAUACAAUAUAGAAUUUUUUAUAUCUUUUGAAACAAAUUAUGCCUACUUUUAUGACAUGGUAUUCCCAAAAAGUUGUAACUUAUUACCGAUUAUUGAUGUAAAAGUAAA
Messenger RNA from Cylas formicarius (sweet potato weevil), 4719 nucleotides. It is a transcript of the gene FoxP, whose product is annotated as forkhead box protein P1. Gene Ontology annotation, molecular function: DNA-binding transcription factor activity, RNA polymerase II-specific; RNA polymerase II cis-regulatory region sequence-specific DNA binding. Gene Ontology annotation, cellular component: nucleus. Gene Ontology annotation, biological process: regulation of transcription by RNA polymerase II. The transcript has 15 exons. NCBI's taxonomy places the organism in Eukaryota, Metazoa, Arthropoda, Insecta, Coleoptera, Brentidae. The coding region runs from base 198 to 2621 and encodes 807 amino acids. The record is from RefSeq and is a predicted model, not a curated record.